UAUAUCAAAUGCACUCUGCAAGAUCUUUGCAGGUUAUGUUUGCGUUUAUAAAGAGUAGUGGUUAUGUCCCGUUACAUAAAUUCUUCCUUUAAAUAUUUAAAGAUCAAGCUAUGUAUCCAAGUGAUGAUACUAGCAUUAUAAUUAAAGAUAAUAAAGAAAAGAACGAUAGAAAAAGUGUACGCAAACAAAAACGUGCUCAUCAUAGACUACUUAGGGAUAUGAAUAUUAAAUGCUCCAACGAUCCCACACAACAUCUAAUGAUAUGCAAUGGUGGCUUAGUUACUGGCAUAAAAAGAGAAACAUUACAAUGUGUAUUAGAUGCAUUAAUCUCAAAAUAUGUCUUAAUAAUGCCAUCAGGCAAAUCAUAUUGUUUCAUAACAUGUAACACAAAAGAAGAUGCGACAUGUGUAUACAAUUAUAUUCAUGGACGCAUUAAACUUCCAGGCCAAAAUGGUCCACUAUAUGUCUGUUAUACAGAAACAGUUCCUAAUAUAGAUGAUAUGAAGAAUUCUGCAUUUCCACCUGGUCUUAUGUUAAUACAAAAUUUCAUAACAAAAGAGCAAGAAGAAAGUUUGUUGAGAACGCUCAAUUGGGACGAAUGUGAAUCCGCCUCGUCGCAACUGAAGCACAGACAAGUGAAACACUUUGGAUAUGAAUUCGAAUAUGGCACGAAUACUGUCAAUCCUGAUAGGCCGAUUACGCCGAUUCCGCAAGAUUACAAAUUUUUACAGAUCCUUUUUGAUAAACAUGGUCACAAGUACGUGUACGACCAAUUGACUAUUAACAAGUAUUUACCUGGGCAAGGUAUACCACCACACGUCGACACGCAUAGUGUUUUCGAGGACACGAUACUGUCCUUGUCGCUAGGCUCGUCAUGUGUUAUGAACUUCAAGCGGUCGGAUCGGAAGAUCGAUGUGCUGCUGCCAGCCAGAUCGUUGUUAAUUAUGACGGGAGAAGCGAGAUACGCGUGGACACACGGUAUUUCUCUUCGUCACAGCGACGUGAUCGACAUAGAGAACGGUAGUACGACGCAGGAACGCGGCACCAGAGUGUCCUUCACUUUCAGAAAGGUACGGCGUGCCGGUGAUUGCUGCUGCAAUUUUGAAGAAUACUGCGAUAGCAAAGGACACGAUGCUCCUACCUUCAUCGACGCCAAAGCAGCAUCAAGCCUGGAAAAUUCAUAUGUACAUAAAGUUUACGAGGAAAUUUCUAAUCACUUUAGUGAGACAAGACAUAAACAGUGGCCUAACGUAACAAAGUUCCUCGAAAAUUUGGAAGAAGGCACAUUGCUGUUGGACGUGGGUUGCGGAAACGGCAAAUAUCUUUGUGGAGAUCAAAAAAUAUAUAAACUGGGAUGCGAUCAUAGUUCGGGAUUAGCGGAAAUCUGUCGCAGGCGUGGGUUCGAGGUGUUGCUGUGCGAUUGCCUGCAUUUACCGCAUCGGGACGAAUCCAUCGAUGCGACGAUUAGCAUAGCUGUAAUUCAUCAUUUAUCCACACGAGAGCGACGGAAACGCGCCAUCGCUGAGAUGAUGCGAGUACUCAGGCCGAACGGCAAGUGUCUGAUCUAUGUAUGGGCAAAGGAGCAACGCAGGGAUUCCGCGGAAUCGUUCUAUCUCAAAUACGGAUCUAAGAAUAAGCAAGAGUACCGCGAGAUCAACCGCAAGAUUUCCGAGUGUCAAUUAACGCUGCCGAUUCACGAGAACAGAACAAAUUUCGCUCACAGUGACAUGCUAGUCCCUUGGAAGAAGAAGGGCGGCGAACGUUUCCUUCGAUAUUACCACGUGUUUCAGGAAGGCGAGCUCGCGGAAUUGUGCGCGGAAAUACCUGCAACCACGCUCAAGAACGUUUACUACGAUCAGGGAAAUUGGUGUGUGAUAUUGGAAAAAUGUAGAUAGAUAAAUUUACUGAUGUAUACAGAGAUGAAAUAAAAAUUAGAUUCACAACGAUCAAGAAUUAA
Odontomachus brunneus is the source of this 1957-nucleotide messenger RNA. RefSeq names its product alkylated DNA repair protein alkB homolog 8. NCBI's taxonomy places the organism in Eukaryota, Metazoa, Arthropoda, Insecta, Hymenoptera, Formicidae. Gene Ontology annotation, molecular function: S-adenosylmethionine-dependent methyltransferase activity; nucleic acid binding. The record is from RefSeq and is a predicted model, not a curated record. The transcript is spliced from 7 exons. Bases 111 to 1895 code for a protein of 594 amino acids.